CGUUCCCUUUUUUCCCCAUCGUUCACUCAAAUACCGGUUGCGGUUCCCUUCGCCCCUACCUUUAGUGACGGUUUCUCUGCUCUCUCUCUCUCUUUUUUUUUCUUUUUUUUUUUACUUAGUCCUCCGGAUUAUGCCUUGCUUCUUGCAACGAUAGCAUGGCAGCAGAUGACCGCAGCCCGGAGGUUAAGGCGGUUGCGGCCGUCUUUAUGUCCGUGGCCUGCAUUGCGGUGAUACUGCGAUGCUAUGUGCGCGGAUGGAUUGUUCGAGCGUUUGGGAUCGAUGAUUGGGCGAUGGUGGUUGCGAUGUUAUUUUACUGCAUGUUCUCCGGAUGUAUGAUAGGAGGAGCCAUCUACGGCACUGGUCGACAUUUCAGUGUCCUGGAUGCGCACCAGCGGGUGACAGCCAUGAAGUACUGGUGGUUCUGCGAAAUCGCAUACUGUUUCUCCGCCAUGGGCUGCAAGAUCUCUGUGUGCAUCUUCUUGCUGCGCAUCACCGUGAAGCGCAUGCAUAUCUGGAUCCUGCGCAUUGUGAUGGUGUUGACCGUCGUCGCCGCCCUGGUCUUCAUGUUCCUGAUGCUGCUGCAGUGCAAGCCCGUCUCCUAUUUCUGGACGCGCAAGGCAUUCGACGACAGCAUUCAUGGGGUCUGCAUUAAUAUGGAGAUCAUCAUCGCCAUGACCUACGUGUACAGCGCGUUUGCGGCGCUGUGCGAUUUCACCGUGGGCAUCUUGCCGUUUUUCAUUGUCAAGAACCUGCACAUGCGGAAGCAGACCAAGAUGGCGGUUGUGGGCAUUCUGGGCAUGGCUUGCAUUGCCUCAUCCGCGACGAUCAUCCGCAUUCCCUGGGUGCACACCUUUAAUGACCCGGACUUUCUCUAUGCCACCGUCGAAAUCGCUCUCUGGUCCAACAUCGAAACCGGCCUCGGAAUCACGGCCGGUAGUCUCGCGACCCUCCGCCCCCUCGUCCGCCACUGGCUGGGCUCCCACUCCGACCCCAACUACUACGACCGCUCGCCCUUCGGCGGCCCCUCCGGAUCGCGUCGCAUCGGCGGCGGUGCCAGCAACAACCCCCACCACCAUGCCCGAUCUCACGAACGCCCCAUGCCGCUGGGGUCGCUCGACGAAGCCGCCGUGCAGGGGCGCCUGCGCCCGGACAAGCUGGCGGUGACGGUGACCACCAUCCACAGCCAGCGGGGGCCCGUGACUUCGUCGAACAGCAGCGAGGAGCAGCUCACAGCAGGGCUGUCGGGCGAACGAUCGCCCAGCAGCAAGGAUAGCCGAGGCCGCCGUGACCGCGACCGCGACACGGGGUCGCAUCCGGGCUCCGCCGGGGGCCCCGGCGGCGGCGGCGGCUUCGGCGGGAUCCAGCGCACCUUCGAGGUGACGCAGACCUCGUCGGCCGGGGAUGAUUCGUGUCAUGAGCAUAGUAUGGUGUAAAGGUUUUUUGUUUUUGCGUGUACGACUACUGUACAGAAUUAUACCCUCGGUUGUAUUUGUCUGGUCUGUGGGAUGGGAUGGAUGUAUAUACCACCGAAGUUAUGACAUUUUCCUUUGUUAUGUG
Messenger RNA from Aspergillus brunneoviolaceus CBS 621.78, 1557 nucleotides. RefSeq names its product putative integral membrane protein. The record is from RefSeq and is a predicted model, not a curated record. Lineage: Eukaryota; Fungi; Ascomycota; Eurotiomycetes; Eurotiales; Aspergillaceae. Bases 156 to 1433 code for a protein of 425 amino acids. The transcript has 5 exons.